Molecule: messenger RNA, 558 nt
Organism: Colletotrichum orchidophilum
Lineage: Eukaryota; Fungi; Ascomycota; Sordariomycetes; Glomerellales; Glomerellaceae
Product: acetyltransferase
Exons: 2
Coding region: 1-558 (185 amino acids)
Biological process (GO): protein acetylation
Molecular function (GO): N-acetyltransferase activity
Source: RefSeq, a predicted model, not a curated record
AUGGCAUCUUCCGGCCCAACUGUCCGACACGCUCGUCGGGAGGAUAUCCCCACCAUCUUGAGCCUCAUCAAAGAGCUCGCAGAUUACGAGCACGAGCUCGACAGCGUGCUGGCCACCGAGGAGACUCUAGGAAACACCAUCGCGUUCGCCCCGUCAGACCAGACAACCUACACGCAGGGCAAACCCCAGACUGAGCCCACAUCACCGGCCAGGCCCGCGCGAUGCCUCCUCCUAUUCAACGAGGCCGGCCAGGGCGUCGGCAUGGCGCUGUACUUUUACAACUACAGCACCUGGCGCGCCAAGCCGGGCGUCUAUCUCGAGGAUCUCUACGUGCGCCUGUCCGAGAGGAAGAAGGGCUAUGGCAAGCGCCUCCUCGUUGAUUUGGCCAAGGAGGUCGUCGCCAUGGACGGCGGUCGGCUGGAGUGGUCUGUCUUGAAGUGGAACGAGCCGAGUAUCAAGUUUUACGAGUCCAUUGGCGCAAAGGCCAAGAACGACUGGGUAGGCAUGCGCGUCGAUGGCGACGCCCUGCCGAAGCUAGCUGGCUUGCUUGAUUCAUGA